AUGUUGCUCAGUCUUCCAUCUGAAUUAAUCAAAGCCAUCUCGGCUAAUCUCGAAACAACAGCAGAUAAGAACGCUCUCAUUCUUACAUGCCGCCGGCUCUACUGCACACUCAACGAUGACAUGUAUCGCGAUGUAGUACGAUCAGAAUCCAUGCCCAAGAAGAAUCCAGCUGGAUUAAUGCCAUGCAAUGGGCAGCAAUCAACGGACGAGAAUCCUCUAAUAUGCGCUGCGGUCGGUGAUCAUGCUGGCGCUGCCAAACUCCUCAUUGACGCAGGCGCUAAUGUCAAUGCGCACGGAGUGUCUAGCGAGCAGCCCAUCAUUGCCGCAGUGACGCAUGGACAUGUGCAUGUUGUGCGCGUUUUGCUUGCUGCGGCUGCCAAGUUGGACUCUAGGAUAAGAGGUGGGGCUUUGCUCUCGUACGCCGCCGGGAAGGGUAAUGUUGAGGUAGUCAAGUUGCUGCUGGCGCCUCGGAGUUCGAUCUCCUUGACCCAGGACGAAGUAGGUGCUGCCCUCGAAGAUGCCAUACAAAAUGGUCAUCAGGAGGUGGUGCGCUUUCUCACCCAGACCGGCAUUGACCUGGAGCGCCGUGUCAAUAAUUACCGGACUCCUCUUUUCGUGGCCUGCACAAGGGAGACAAACGACAUGGUUCGCCUACUCAUUGAUCUUGGCGCCAGCACAGAGACUCCAUAUUCUGAUGGCAAACCUCUGCUCCAUAAGGUAAUCUCAGAAGGGAGGCCGAAUUUCAACGAGACUGUGACGCUCUUGCUGGACAAAAAUGCGUCAAUCGAGGCUCGAGACAGAUCUGGCUCCACGCCAUUGAUUACAGCUGUGCUUUAUUAUUGCCUUGACACAGUCAAACUCUUGCUUUCUCGAAAUGCGGAUGUUGAGGCCCGAAAUAACGAAGGAUUCAACCCUCUUCUACUUGCGAUAUGCAAUGACUUUCACCAGGCCGUCAGGGUUCUGCUGCAUGAUGGGAAUGCAGAUGCAAGCGCUUCUUAUCCUGAUGGUGAUACUCCGCUCUGCUGUGCUGUUGUCGGGGGGCAUUUGCAGACCGUAGCAGCCCUGCUGGAGGCGUUACCUCCAGGACCAGGAAAGACAGCUUUAAUCGAUACUCCGGACCCAUAUCUCCAGACUCCCCUUUUCAUUGCGACGGAUAUUGUCAGUCUCCUGCUGAGCCAUGGGAGCAAGGCGAUGCAUAUCAAAACUCGCGCGGGCCGCACUCCAUUCUCUUUCCCGGAAGACACCGAGAGUAGACAGUCUCACCCAUUAGACCCAAGUAGCGACUUGUCCGCAAUCCGCACCUUGUUACGAGAUCCGUCAAAGGCGGCCUUUGACGCGGACAAGGUACUUGACACAUCGGCUAAUGGUAUAACUAUGCCGCAUUUUGACUCCUUACGGUGCAAUAACUGUUCGAUACCGAUCUCGAAACAUGAUGUAAGCCGUCGUUAG
Molecule: messenger RNA, 1449 nt
Organism: Aspergillus calidoustus
Lineage: Eukaryota; Fungi; Ascomycota; Eurotiomycetes; Eurotiales; Aspergillaceae
Source: the annotation of a GenBank genome assembly